Haliotis rufescens (red abalone) is the source of this 1144-nucleotide messenger RNA. Its product is annotated as WD repeat-containing protein 55-like. Gene Ontology annotation, molecular function: protein binding. The transcript has 8 exons. The coding region runs from base 31 to 1122 and encodes 363 amino acids. The record is from RefSeq and is a predicted model, not a curated record. NCBI's taxonomy places the organism in Eukaryota, Metazoa, Mollusca, Gastropoda, Lepetellida, Haliotidae.
UGAAAUCCAACUUUUCAAAAUCCGAACAAGAUGGCAGACGAAGAUUGUGAUGCUCCUAAACAGAUAGAGCUUGACGACCUGACUGUUACAGUGGACUUUCAUCCGUCUAAAGACAUCAUCGCUGUUGGCUGUAUUGAUGGGGAAGUUUCAAUUCAUUCCUAUUCAACAAAAGAGUCUAACAAGUUACUGAGGACUUUGUGUCACCACAAGAAGGCUUGCCGAAGCAUCAAGUUCUCGCCAAGCGGUGACCGUCUGCACACAGUGUCAAAGGACAAGUCGUUAUGGAGCAUUGACACGGAAACUGGCAAAGUCAAGAAAAAGAUCAAGAAAGCUCACGAAGCGUCGAUCUACAGUUUAGUUGCUACUGAUGAGAACUUCAUUGCCACUGGAGAUGAUGAUGGAACAAUCAAGGUUUGGGACAUGAGGACGAAGACAUGCACGUACGAGGUGAAGGAGAAUGAUGAUUUUAUCAGUGACAUGAUCAUAGACGAGCAGAGGAAGAUUCUCCUGGUCACCAGUGGUGAUGGUACAUUGUCGGCUUUCAACAUCCGUAGGAAGAGGAUGGAUCUGCAAUCAGAACUGUUUGAUUCCGAGUUUCUUAGUUUGGCAGCAAUGAAGGGGGAGAAGAAGGUGGUGUGUGGUACUGGGGAGGGGGUCCUGAACGUCUUCAACUGGGGGGAGUGGGGCAACAUCAGUGACCGCUUCCCGGGACAUCCAAUGUCCGUAGACUGUAUGGUGCCCAUCACCCGCGAUGUUGUGUGUACUGGUUCUAUAGAUGGCAUUAUCAGGGCUGUGAACAUUCUGCCAAAUCGUUUUGUGGGUGUUGUUGGGGAGCAUGAGAAUUUCCCCGUGGAAGGGCUGUGUCUGUCCCAUGACAAGACCCUGCUGGCCAGCUGCUCCCAUGACCAGAAGGUUAAGUUCUGGAACAUUGAAGGACUUGAAAACAUCAAGUUUAACGAGAGGAAGAAAGCAAAGAAAGCCAACAAGAAUAAACGCUUGAAUUCAUCAAAACAGGACAAUUUUUUCUCUGGUUUGGUUGAUGAUGAUGAUAAAAAAGACAAUGUUGGUGAUAGUGACAGUGAUGACGAUGACAGCGAGGAUGAGGAAGAGGAUAGUGAUUGAUUAAAAUGAUGUUCUUUUGUAA